CUCCGCCCCCCACACACACAGUCGCCUGCAUUGUACAAUGCGUUGUGUUGGCUCUCGGUGAAUGUUGCGUUGUCUUUGCAGGAUUUCCGGAAGUUACUGAAGAGAGAGGACCGCCCGCUGCUCAUGAUGUUCUACGCCCCGUGGUGCAGUGUGUGUAAGAGGAUGAUGCCGACGUACCAGCAGGCCGCCACCGAACUGAAGGGCACCUAUGUUCUGGCCGGGAUGAAUGUUCACCCUCCGGAGUUUGAGCGGCUGAAAGAGGAGUACAGUGUGAAGGGUUAUCCCACCAUCCUCUACUUCGAGAAAGGGAAAUAUAUGUUCAACUUUGAGAAGUACGGAGCCACUGCCAAGGACAUCGCCGACUGGUUAAAAAAUCCGCAGGCGCCCGCCCCUGAAGCCCCGGAGGUGCCAUGGUCAGAACAGGAAAGCGCGGUCCAUCACCUGACCGAGGCGGACUUUGACGACUUCCUCAAGGAUCACCCGUCUGCCCUCGUUAUGUUCUACGCCCCAUGGUGCGGACACUGCAAGAAAAUGAAGCCGGAUUAUGAGAAAGCUGCCGAAAAGCUUCAGGCGGAAGAUGGCGGAGCAUUGGCGGCGGUGGACGCGACCGUGCAAAGGUCCCUGGCCGAGCGCUUCAAAAUCUCCGGCUUCCCGACCUUGAAGUACUUUGAGGAGGGCGAGGACAAGUACACGCUGCCUCACCUGCGCUCGGAGCAGAAGAUCGUGGAGUACAUGCGCAACCCUGAGGCCCCGCCCCCUCCCGAGCCGGCCUGGGAAGACAAGCCGUCCAGUGUGUUGCACCUCCUGGGGGAAGAUUUCAAGGAGAACCUGAAGAAGAAGAAGCACGCGCUCGUCAUGUUCUACGCUCCCUGGUGUCCGCACUGUAAGAGCUCCAUCACCGACUUCACCUCUGCAGCUGAAGAGUUCAAAGAGGAUCGCAAGAUCGCCUACGGCGCGGUGGACUGUACCAAAGAGAAGAACCAGGAGCUGUGUAAGGUGGAGGGGGUGGAGGGCUUCCCCACCUUCAACUACUACAACUACGGCAAAUUCAUCGAGAAAUACAACGGAGAGCGCGCGGAAUCCGGGUUUGUCGGUUUCAUACGCUCUCUGCGGGAGAAGGAUCACGUCAAGCUGGGCAAGAAGAAAGAAGAGCUUUAACCCCGGACGCCGCUACGGGAACGUCGCCCCACUUCCAGGACCAAGAACCCCACCCCCCAAGAACAGCUCCGUUGCGGUGCGCUCCGCAGACUCUCCGCACCUUCCUCCCCUCCC
Nanorana parkeri is the source of this 1272-nucleotide messenger RNA. It is a transcript of the gene PDIA5, whose product is annotated as protein disulfide isomerase family A member 5. Gene Ontology annotation, molecular function: protein disulfide isomerase activity. The transcript has 11 exons. Gene Ontology annotation, cellular component: endoplasmic reticulum. Gene Ontology annotation, biological process: protein folding. The record is from RefSeq and is a predicted model, not a curated record. Lineage: Eukaryota; Metazoa; Chordata; Amphibia; Anura; Dicroglossidae. The annotation marks the transcript as partial.